Fusarium oxysporum Fo47 is the source of this 433-nucleotide messenger RNA. RefSeq lists its product as uncharacterized. Lineage: Eukaryota; Fungi; Ascomycota; Sordariomycetes; Hypocreales; Nectriaceae. The record is from RefSeq and is a predicted model, not a curated record. The transcript is spliced from 2 exons. The coding region runs from base 71 to 340 and encodes 89 amino acids.
CUUAUUUCUUCAUUACCCAUAAUUUCAACCAACAUAUCAACACGACCAUUUAGAUCACAAGACAACCAAUAUGAAGCCCCAAGUCCUUCUCGCGGCUGGUCUCGCUACCGUAGCCAUAGCCGAUCAAUGGCCCAUGGCCAAGGAGAAAUGCGGUCGUCUUGGACCCAUGGAAUGGGAUCCUAAUGACCUUCCUCCCGAUGUUGAUGUCAUGCAAAUUCGAAUGUGCGCUGACCAUCCUAUGGGGGCUGGAAAUUACUGGGGAUGGGGCGAAUAUCUUCCUGACUGGUUUCCUCGCAACCCUUUUGCUGACAUGGAAAUCGAUUGGCUUUGGUGGCCUUAGAUUGGGGCGUGAUAUGACAUUGAAUGGGUAUCCGAGAGAUGAAGAAUGCGAUUAUGCGUAGAAGCGCCAAUUUCAGUGAAUAUAACUUGUUGC